AUGAAGAAACCAUUUGCUAAUAUUAAUGCACAUGAUCCAGAUGAAUUAUUGUUUUCGUUAGGAACUAUCUUUCGAAUUAAAUCAGUUAAAAUUCUGAGUGAUCAAGUAUGGUCUAUUUGUCUCAUCUACAGCAAACAGGAUGACGAAGAAUUGACUGAAAUAUUAUCGAAACGAUAUGAAGAAGCAAUUGGUGAGCGUGCAACACGAUUAACUUUUGGACAUUUUUUGAAUGUAAUAGGAGAACAAGAGAAGGCUGAACUAUAUAGUAAACUGCUACUACAAGAAUUAGAACAGAGUGAUAUUGAUACGAAAAAUAUCAUCUAUAAUAAUGUUGGACCCGUUUACGCAAUGAAAGGCGACUCAAAAGAAGCACUCAGCUAUUAUCACUACGUAUUAACUUCGGUGAAAUCUGCUUAA
This is a messenger RNA of Didymodactylos carnosus, 417 nucleotides long. The record is from the annotation of a GenBank genome assembly. Lineage: Eukaryota; Metazoa; Rotifera; Eurotatoria; Philodinida; Philodinidae.